UCAAACAAUAUGACAGUUGAAGAAAGUGGCACUCCCAUUUUUCCCAUUUUUCAAAUACAAAUUCUUUUCUCAACAAAUCUCUCCAUUCUCAUUCUUCUUCUGAUUCUUCUCUACCGCCAAUUUCCAUUCAACUAUUUGCUGGGCCUCGAUAAAUGGCGGCGAUAUUGGCUUCCCACGGCUGCUGUUGCCGCACGCUCGACAACCUUAGUUUCUCGGGUUCAUUGACGAACUACUGUAAGUAUAACGAAAACUAUGGGAAUAAUCAUCUCCUUAAAACUAGGAAAAUACAUACUAGGAGGAUCAAAGCCGAGACGCAAGAGAGAGAGUUGCCAGCUGUAGUGGGUAGACACGGCAGGGUUAUUGAAAUGGUAAAUACGACCGAAAGACGAAAACUAAUGCUACCCGAAAAUGUGAAUGGAUCCUCUGCAAAGAAGAAUGAUGUUAAUGGAGGAAUACUUGUUAACGGAGGAAUACUUGUUAGGAGAAACCCUACUCCGCUUUUAUUAGCAUCUCCGAUGCCUAAACCUAAGCAGCUUCGGCCGAUUGAAGGGCUAAAAGCUUUGCCCUCCGAUGAAGGUUUUAGUUGGGCCAACGAAAACUAUAACUCCACUCAAAGAACUAUUGAUGUGUGGUCCUCUGUUUUUUCAUUGCGUGUUCGUAUUCUAUUCGACGAUUCAAAGUGGACGUACAUUGCUGAAGGAGGCUUCACUGAGGAGAAACAGAGAAAGAGAAGACGGAAAACGGCUUCAUGGUUAAGGGAACGUGUGCUGCAACUUGGUCCCACUCUGAUCAAACUCGGCCAAAUAUUAUCAACAAGAUCUGAUAUAUUUCCUAAAGAAUAUGUCGACGAGCUUUCGAAACUGCAGGAUAGGGUACCUGCAUUUUCAACAGUCAAAGUGAAGAAUUUUAUCGAGAGAGAAUUGGGAGCUGGGAUUAAUGUGUUGUUCAAGGAGUUCGAAGACCAACCAAUUGCAGCUGCUAGUCUUGGUCAGGUUCACAGGGCUGUCUUGCAAAACGGAGAGACGGUAAUCGUCAAAGUUCAAAGACCAGGCCUCAAGAAACUUUUUGACAUUGAUCUUAAAAAUUUCAAGCUAAUUGCUCAAUGGUUCCAAACAAGUGAAUCUCUAGGCGGUCCAGCGAGGGAUUGGAUGGGGAUAUACGACGAAUGUGCCAAGAUCUUGUAUGAAGAAAUUGAUUAUAUACAGGAGGCAAAGAAUGCUGAUAGAUUACGUCGGGAUUUUCGCAAUAUAAAGUGGGUCCGAGUACCUGUGGUUUUCUGGGAAUAUACAGCAACUAAGGUGCUAACGUUAGAGUAUGUUCCAGGUAUUAAGAUAAACCAGCUGGAUAAGAUAGAUGCGCGGGGUUAUGAUCGUUCUAAAAUUUCGUCACGUGCAAUUGAGGCCUUCUUAAUCCAGAUACUGAAGAAUGGUUUCUUUCACGCUGAUCCACAUCCAGGAAAUGUAGCUAUAGAUAGGGAUGGAGCAAUAAUUUACUAUGACUUUGGUAUGAUGGGAGAGAUUAAGAGUUCAACAAGGGACACCCUCUUACAACUUUUCUACUCCGUUUACGAAAAGGAUAUUAAAAAGGUUAUGCAAUAUCUCGUAGAUCUUGGAGCGCUUCAGCCCACAGGGGAU
Erythranthe guttata (spotted monkey flower) is the source of this 1634-nucleotide messenger RNA. The record is from RefSeq and is a predicted model, not a curated record. Lineage: Eukaryota; Viridiplantae; Streptophyta; Magnoliopsida; Lamiales; Phrymaceae.